CCGUUCACCGCCUUUCUAAACACUCCCACUCAGCAGGCAUACAGCAACUCGUGAGACAGUAAAUCAGCAGCCUGUCUGCCUGUGCCAGUCCUGAAGCGAGGGAGAGCAGAGAGCAGGGGAAUGCAGGUAUGAGGAGGGAGAGGAGGAGAGGAUGAGGAGGUUUUUCAGAGUCGGUAGAGAAGAAGACUACAGCCAAACCCAUUUCCUAACGGCCAAGUGUAAUCGUCUAACUCAUGAGAAAGCAGUGCUGGAGAGGGAGGUCCUGGUGAGCAGGGAGAGGGAGAGGAACCUGCAGAAUGAUCUGGAAGCGCUGGGGUCCCGGCUGUACAAACAGGAGCAGGUCAACGUGGAGCUGAGCAUCAAGCAUGACCAGCUGGUCAGCAGGCUACGCCAAGAACAGGUUGAGGGCCUGGUGGAGUUCCUGCGACAGCGUGUGUGUGUGCUGGCGGAGGAGGGCUCCAGAGAAGCAACAGUGCUGAGCCUGCAGCUGGAGCAGGUGAACUCAGAGCUCCUCCACCUGCUCUCCUCAGAGGUGCAGCUGGAGGGCCUGGUGGACGAGCUCCACACUGAGGCCCUGCAGAGAGCUGCGGCUGCUGAGGGCCUCCAGGCGCAGCUGCACAGCAAGACCGGUGAGCUGGAGGAGUUGGAGCGGAGUUACGCAAAACUCUCCGUAGAGUUGGAGGAGCAAUUUAGCGCAAAUCGGAGGAGGGUCACGGAACUGCAGGAGGCCUGGGAGGAGCAGGCCAGUGCCCACCAAAGGAGGGUGGAGGAACUGCAGCAUGAGAACGCCGCCAGCCUCAGGAAGCUGCAGGAUACGGCCCAGCAGUUUGAGUGGCUCUGCGAACAGCAGCGUCACUGGAUCUGCUGCGUCAAAAGGUUCAAGGAUGGCCUGUCUGAGGAGAAGGAGAACCUGGUCCUGCAGGUGAGCAGGCUGGAGAAGGAGGUGGCUCAGCUCCGGCAUGGCUCCCCCGGCCCCAACCCGGGCCAAUGCUGCCCUCUGGAGGACACAUGCAGCAGGACGUCGUUGUGGGUGGCUGAGGAGAUGGACGCCCUGCAGGCCCAGGUGGACAAGUAGAGAGGCCUGUAGGAGGACCUGCUCAGCCAGCUCACUCUCACCCAGGUGGGAGACACUGUCGACUGACACCAAAGACCUCCCUGAGGCCCCAAGACUGAAAUCUACAGUUUGGUCUUCUGGGUUAUUUUUUUUUUCUUCCCCCAACUGAAGAAAAGGUUUUUCUUGUCUGUUGGAUAGUUUUGUUGCUGCUUUUCCAAGUGAUGUGGUGAAGUGUUCAUUGUCUUUGUUGGUUUGGGACAUUGUUUACCUGUCUUGUUGAUUCCAGGUCCUGUUGAUUUACUGUUGAAUGAACCUAUACAAUCAUUUUAUAAAGGUCCCCCCCCCCCCCCCCCCCCCCCCGCCCCCAAAUGUAUAUGGCGUUGGAAUGCUGGACUAUUUGGUCAUGUGACCGCUUAAUCAUGUAUUUUCAGAUACACUGACGAUUGCAAAGACCCUGUUGCUGAUUGUAAAAAAAAAAGGGGAACGUGUUGUUCCAGUCUGGCUAGCGUUCCUCUCACACUCACUAACUCUUUGUGAGAGUCUUACAGAUGGUAAAGAUUGUUUAACAAAGAACCACUCACCAUGGCCCUCACCUUAAACCUUCCCUAACCCCCAAUCUGGACCCUCAGCCCAGCUCUGGCAAGUCUUGCUUGCUUGAAUCUGCUGUGUCGACAGAUGUUACUUUGUGGUCGUUUGUCUAUCACCCACUAGGCUUCUCUGAGGCCCGAUAGUGUGGGACAAGCAGGUGUGAAAUGUGGCGAUCUAAAUGAGUCCUGAAUGGCAAAGGUGUAACCAAAUAUUAACAACGUGCGACAACUGGAAAUAUGUUGAAUUUGCACACAAUAAAUACCUACACACCCAACCAUGCAGAACCCCAUCGACUAGACUCGGUCCUUGCUGAGUAUAUUAAUAGAACAAUUAUAGGUAACACAAGAAUAGUAUGUUUAUGUUUCCACAUUUAGCAGCCAGGGAAAACACACUGUAACACAUUAUAUACAUCUUCGAACCAGGAUGUGACCAUUAAAAUAGAGUUGAGACUUGUUAAAACAGAGUCCUGCAUUUUACA
This is a messenger RNA of Hypomesus transpacificus, 2120 nucleotides long. Its product is annotated as rootletin. Lineage: Eukaryota; Metazoa; Chordata; Actinopteri; Osmeriformes; Osmeridae. The transcript is spliced from 7 exons. The record is from RefSeq and is a predicted model, not a curated record. Gene Ontology annotation, cellular component: membrane. Bases 152 to 1075 code for a protein of 307 amino acids. Gene Ontology annotation, molecular function: hyaluronic acid binding.